This is a messenger RNA of Trypanosoma rangeli, 1812 nucleotides long. RefSeq names its product UDP-sugar pyrophosphorylase. The transcript has a single exon. Bases 1 to 1812 code for a protein of 603 amino acids. Gene Ontology annotation, biological process: UDP-N-acetylglucosamine biosynthetic process. The record is from RefSeq and is a predicted model, not a curated record. Lineage: Eukaryota; Euglenozoa; Kinetoplastea; Trypanosomatida; Trypanosomatidae. Gene Ontology annotation, molecular function: UDP-N-acetylglucosamine diphosphorylase activity.
AUGACGAGGACGUCUGCGGGGGGAGUACCGACGUGUCAGGAGCUAAACAUGUUGCGUGAGCGGCUCAGCAGCGCGGAGCUGGGCCAGUCUCACCUCUUUAAGGGCUGGCCGUCCUCGGCGGAGGAGUUUACGGAGGAGCAACGGUGCCGGAUGCUGGAGUUAUUCCGCUUUGGGGACCACUACAGGGGCGGCGUCGAGCAGUACGUGCGCAAUGGCCAACGCCUCCUCUCGGCGACCGACAACGGUCUGCAAGAGUACACUGCCCUCGAUAACCCGUCCUACGUGUACGAGGCCCCUUCGCUCUUUGACCGAAGCGAGGAGUUGAUGCGUCUAGAGCGGGAGGGACUGAGCCACGUCAAGCAGAGCGUCUUUGUGUUGGUGGCGGGGGGUUUGGGGGAGCGGCUAGGGUACUCCGGGAUAAAGCUUGGCCUGCCCGUCGAGACAGCGUCGCGGCGCUGCUACCUCGAACACUACCUUGCCUGGGUGAACCACGCCGCCGGACCUAAUGCCCCUUUUGUCAUCAUGACCUCAGACGACACCCACGCACGUACAGAAGAGCUUCUGCAGGCGUUGGGGCGUAAGACGCCGAACGUGCAUCUUUUGAAGCAAGAAACAGUCUUUUGUUUUACCGACACUGCAGCACACCUUGCAGUCGAAAAUGGGAAGCUGCUUCGGAAACCUCACGGCCACGGUGAUGUGCAUUCAUUACUUUACAACGCGGUUGAUCGCGCCUCUGGGCGGCGGCUUCUGGAGUUAUGGCAGUCCCAGGGGUAUUCCUACAUCGUUUUCCUCCAAGACACAAAUGCCAUUGCCACACUGACGAUUCCGGUGAGCCUUGCGAUAAGUGCCAGGAAUCAUCUGGCAAUGAAUUUUACCUGCAUCCCGCGUCAACCAAAGGAGGCGAUUGGUCUCCUGUGUAAGGUUCGCAUGCGUGGUUCGGAUGUUGAGCGGACGGUAAACAUUGAAUACAACAAUUUUGCGUCUGUGGCGGCGUCAUUGACAGAGCUUGGGGGGGAUACGGCGGUACCGGGGUCUAUAUAUUCUCCGUACCCUGGAAGCAUCAAUACACUCAUACUGGAUAUAAAGGAGUAUCUGCCGAAGCUCAUAGAAUCCCAUGGCAGAGUUCCAGAGUUUAUUAACAUAAAGUUUAUCGACGAAACCAAGACAAAGUUUAAGCCGUGUCGUAUCGAGUCCCUUAUGCAGGACGUUGCACUCCUGUUUGACUCCUCAAAAACGCGUGUUGGUGGCGUCACCUUCAGUCGCUUUACGUAUCAGCCGGUAAAAAAUGCGCUGCAGGAAGGAAUCAAGAAGGCCUCUGAGGGACUUGCGGCGUACUGCGCAGCAACAGGCGAAGAAGAGUAUUAUGAGGCCCUCCGUCUCCGUUUUCAGGCUGUCGGACUGAAGUUGCCGGCACAUCCAAAUGAUGACUGCGUCGUGGAGGUGGAAUCUGUCUUGAAGCUGCAGCUCUUUCCCAUCAUUGUCGCGGACGCUGUGGCGAUGGGGUCCUCACUUGAGGAGAUCACACAAGGACUUCUCCCGCAUCCUGACAAGGUAACGGUGAGCUCACGGAGUGUAUUGCUCGUCGAGGGUCGCGUACGCAUUGAGAGUCUUGACCUUGACGGUGCCCUGCAUCUUGUGGGUCCGACAGAGAAGGAUGCGCCGCCGCUUGUUAUCAAUGCGCUGACCGUGAAAAAUGCCGGCUGGGUUGCACGCGUGUUGUCUGUGGACGAGGAAAUUGACGAGAUUCACCGUGUUCGUGGAUUUGUGCUUGAAGAGAAGGAGAUGAAAACUAUCCAUUACGCGACACUUUAA